AUGUCUGUCAACCCCGAAUCCGCAACUCCCGCUCAGGGCGAGUUCCGCAGCAAGGUCGCCCCCUCCAAGCCUCUCACCACCAAGGGCCAUGCUCCUGGAGUCCUUGUAGGCAACGACGCCAAGCCCGAAUUUCGCGCUGAGCAGUACACCCCUGGCACUGCCCCUCCUGAGCACUCCUUCGAGCCUCAAACCUCAAGUGAAUAUCCCACGCAGGCCCCAGGCAUGGAGGGUGGCGUCUCUGCUUCCGACACUCUUCAAGGCGCCACUUCUGCAGAUGUCCACACUGGCCUCGGUCACCCCGGCUCCGGAAUGACAAGCCAGGAGGAGCAUGGUGGCAAGAGAAAGAAGGUCGGUGCUGGUCUCGAAGGUGUUGGUGCGAGCUUGACAGAUCCCAUCCACGACAAGGGAGCUGAUCGGGAACAUGAAACUGAUUAUCGGGGCAAGGGUGGUGAAGCCGCAGCCAACUACCCUGGCGCUGAGGAGAGAGUGGCUGCUAGUGCCGAGGAGGUUGCCAGUGAGCGGCGUUAG
Molecule: messenger RNA, 528 nt
Organism: Fusarium falciforme
Lineage: Eukaryota; Fungi; Ascomycota; Sordariomycetes; Hypocreales; Nectriaceae
Exons: 2
Coding region: 1-528 (175 amino acids)
Source: RefSeq, a predicted model, not a curated record